Molecule: messenger RNA, 897 nt
Organism: Sorghum bicolor (sorghum)
Lineage: Eukaryota; Viridiplantae; Streptophyta; Magnoliopsida; Poales; Poaceae
Exons: 2
Coding region: 11-523 (170 amino acids)
Source: RefSeq, a predicted model, not a curated record
CCACUCAUUUAUGGACCAAGCUCGGGUCGCAUGCCGACUCUCGCCCGCACCGCCCACGCUGCCUCUACUCAGAUGCCCUCCAUCUGCGCCACACAUCUCUAGCCUCUCUACUGUCCGCUAUGGCUAUCCCCCGCCGGCACCGCAUGCGCGCGGCCGCCUCGCACCACCACCGCAUGCCCUCGGCCACUCACCUCGCCAUCCCACACGUAGUUGCUCCUUGCGCUUGUGGCUCGUGCGCCUCUCACCCCUUCCAUCCUGCGUGAUGCUGGCUUCCUCCCUAGCCGGCGGCGGUGCCCGCGCCUAUCCCGACGUCCUCCUCUCCUACCAUAGCAUCCUCCUUAACCACCCUGACGGCUCCUUCUCCCGUACUGGAGCAACGCGGGGCCAGGCGAGGCAGCGGCACAAGGCACAGCAGCAGCAGCACGCGGCCAGGCGCAGCAGCGACACGCGGACAGGUGCAAUAGCGGCGGCAGCAGCAGCACACAACAACAGCAGCAGCAGUAGCGCGCGGUGGCAACAGUAGUAGCAGGAGUGCAUGGCCAAGUGGGCGCUGCAUGUGCGACAGCAGCUUGCGGGGCGAACCUGCAGGUGCUGCAUGUGCGACAGCAGCAUGCGGGAGGGACGUGCAAGCGCAGCAUGUAACCAUGCAUGUAAGUGAUGGAGCGAGAGAGCGCUUGGGACGGAAAAAAAAGGCAGCCACUGAGCGUCCGGACACAUCUGACGCGACGGACGUCCGAGCGCUAGUUAUUCCCUAGAAAUAAUUAACUUUAAUUUUUUAUAAUAUCAAUAUGCUAAUAUAAUUAAAUAACAAAUUUCAUGAAUUCUUUUGAAGACACUAAAAAUCUGUAAUUCAAGUUAGUGUGGAAUUAGUUAUUGAUAUCAAGGGCUACUAUGUAU